AACUCUGGAAAUGUAAGCUCCAAUGGCGAUUCCUCCGUCGUACGCAGACCUUGGCAAAUCUGCCAGAGAUAUCUUCAAUAAAGGAUAUGGUUUUGGGUUGGUGAAACUGGAUGUGAAAACAAAAUCUGCAAGCGGAGUGGAAUUCACAACAUCUGGUUCAUCGAACACAGACACUGGAAAAGUGAAUGGGAGCUUGGAGACCAAAUACAAGUGGGCUGAGUAUGGGCUGACUUUCACAGAAAAGUGGAACACAGAUAACACUCUGGGAACAGAAAUUGCAAUUGAAGAUCAGCUUGCCAAAGGCCUGAAGUUGACAUUUGAUACAACUUUCUCACCAAAUACAGGAAAGAAAAGUGGUAAAAUUAAGUCAGCUUACAAACGUGAAUGCGUAAACCUAGGUUGUGAUGUUGACUUUGAUUUUGCUGGACCUGCAAUCCACGGUUCAGCUGUCAUUGGUUAUGAAGGCUGGCUUGCUGGUUAUCAGAUGACUUUUGAUAGUGCCAAAUCAAAAUUGACAAGAAAUAAUUUCUCUGUGGGUUACAAGACUGGAGACUUCCAGCUGCACACUAAUGUCAAUGAUGGUUCUGAAUUUGGUGGGUCAAUCUACCAAAAAGUGAGUGACCAUCUUGAAACUGCUGUAAACCUGGCUUGGACAGCAGGCAGCAACAGCACUCGCUUUGGCAUUGCAGCUAAAUACAAGUUGGAUUCCACUGCUUCUAUCUCGGCAAAAGUGAACAAUUCUAGUCUAGUUGGAGUGGGUUACACCCAGACGCUGAGGCCAGGUGUGAAGCUUACACUGUCUGCCCUGAUAGAUGGAAAGAGCAUCAAUGCUGGUGGCCAUAAACUUGGUCUUGGCCUGGAAUUGGAGGCUUAAAAAGGUGAAGAAACUGCUGCAGAGAAGGGAUAUCAGAAGAAUUUGGCCUUAAAAUGUAUUUCCAAUGUGACCAGCAGGCUUUUUUUUUUCCAAGAAGGAUGACCUAGAACAAGAGCUGUAUUUGAAGUAUUUAGACAGUUACUUGUUAGCUGGUUUCUAGUUAAAUUGGUUACCCAUCUAGUUAAAAUUCUGCAUUAGUGCAGUCACUUAAACAUUAUUUAAAUGUAUUUAACUGUUUAAUGCGCUACCCACAAAUAAUGAAAUAGACAUUUAUGAAAACUGUACAAUUGUGUGCAUGUUUGUUUUUAUGUUCCUUUUAACAUUCGAUAUUGCCAUUGAAUGAAAAAUGGAUCAGUGGAUGUUUUGAAAUGAGGUCAACAAGUCUGUUGAAUCACCUGAAGUAGAAAUAUAUUUGGUAUCCCAAGACAAAUUAUGAAUAAAACAAGUACACACACAUACUUGUGCCUCAGAUAUUUUAAGAGUCAAGAUAUGAGGGUAGUGCUCAGUUAAGUUUUAAGUAAUCCAAGAAGUAGUGCUCUGUACCUUUGUGCAAUUAAGGACCCCCACCCAUGACAAUACUGAGUAUAGGUGAACAGUUGGAUUCCUCAAGCAAGUUGAAUGUGCUUUUCUGUCAGGUAAGGUUUGUCAUGACACAAUGGUUUAAUUCCCCCUGUGUUCCACAGGCAAGAUGUACUGUGUCCCUAGUUGGCCUCCUGAUGCAAAGACUGCAGAUCAAUGUAUGUGGCACACUGAGACAUAUAAAAACUGCUCCUUAAAAAACCUCACCACAAACACACCUUUGCUUAUACUUGUAUGAAGUGAGAUGUAUCUCUGCAAUUGAAUGUAACAGUGUAAUGGUUUAACAGCCUGCUUAUCCCAACUGCUGUGAGAGGUUUCUGCUUAAAAUGACUGAAAUAAAGACAAUUUUAAAUGGAGAUGGAGGAAAAUGCAUCUGAUCUUGCUUUCCCUUUAACAAAUAAAUCCUGGCAGGUAUCUGUUUUAAGUCUAGAAACAUACAGAAUAAUGGGAAAACUCAUGUUUUUCCAGGAUAGCGUUGAGAGAGAAUAGAAGUAUGAGGGAUAUUUGGUCUGUGAACCUAACAGCCCCUAGGGUCAAACGUAACUAGCUGUGAAUGCAUUUAAUGUGGAAUAUAUUAAAUACAUGUAGUUGCACUGCUUAUGUUUAAGAAUGGUGACUUACUGAGUUCAGGAGAGUGCCAGGAGCCCACUUAGAGUCUCUCAGAGCUGAGAAGUGUCUCUUGAUAAUCUCGCAGUCUGUGGUUCACAGCAGCUUCCUUCGUAGGGCAGGUGGCUAGCUUUUGAUCAGAGAGCUUUUUCUCUGGUUUGAUACUGGAUUAGACUUACUGCCCAUAAAAGUCCCAGUGAUUUGCUUGAGGCCUUGUUCCAUCCCCCACUUGCCCUCUUAGUGAAAUUCUCACGUGAAGUACUUCGUUGUGAACUGCCUGUGUUGAGGCUUUAGCUGUGAAGUAGCUGAGUGUCUUUGCAGAAGACAGAGCAGAGCUUAAGCUUCCAGCUCAGGGCAGGGUUACCAGUGUGUUUGACUAGUUUUCUUACUCGAAGUACAAAUGCUUUAUCAUGUACUGCUGUUGUCACUAAAUGCCCUCUUCUGAGGAGCAUUUCCACCUCUUAAUGGUGGAAGAAGCAUGUAAGGUGCAAUUUGUUGCUCUCAUUGCACAUUAAGGUCCAUAAUACGUAUUUUCAGUUUGAGGUGUUUUUAUGUGCUAGACCACAUAAAAGCUGGAGACCACGCAGCCAGACAUUGAAUUUUAGUACCUAUUCUCUUUUUAGUAUAACCGUGUUUGUGUACCUGUAUGCAUUGUUCAGCUGUAGCACCCAGGCAAAUAAGGGACUGCAUCUUUUGCUUAUGAAUGAUGCCUUGUUUGCAUCCUUAAACCAGCGUAGCUGCAACACUGAUGUUUCUCAGCUUUUGAUAGGACUGUAAUGGUCUGGCACUAAUUUUGUUUUUUUUUUUUUGGUAGUGGUAUUUUGUAGGUUUUGGAAUUUUUGUUUUUUGAGAAACAAGUACUCUAACCCUUUUCUUCACUACCUGUUCCUCUAGCUGUUUUUCUCCUGAGGUCACAAAAUGGAUAAGUGAAAUAAAAGCACAUAUUGCAGAGUUUCUCUUCCACUCUUACAAAUGAGUAACGGAAAACUUGAACCUACUCAUUUUACUCUCUUUUUAUGUGCAUGACUUUACUAGUCCUCAGCCUUUAAACUUUAAGUAGUGUUAUUUGUUAUAAUGCUGAUAGGCAACUGGAGAAGUAAAGGGCUCUGCAGUAGUUAAGAGAACCGUGAAAAUAUGAGAUUUCCUAAUAUAUUCUGUCAUAAAUCACUACUUUGAGCAUAAAAAGGAAGUUCAGUGUCUAUUUCUUGACAUCUGUCAAGGCUUAUAAAAAUGGCCUUCAAACUUUCUUUUCAACUGUUAAAGAAGCUGGUGGUGUAUUUGAAUUUUGUGGUAAGCAAUGUUGGUAGUUUCAAUAGUUCCAUUUUAUUAAAACAUGUAAAAAGCCUUAAUUAUAACUUUCAGUGCCAGACAGCCUUUCCUCAGGUGUCAUUCUGAAUAAAAAAAAAUCCACUUGAGAUAACCAAUGACCAGAACAUCAUUCUCCAUCUUGUUUGUGUGAACUGUAGCAUUGCAUUCCUGCCUGGUACAGCUGGAGUAGGGGUUGUCUGUGUAUAUUGCAAGGGGACUUAAUCACGCUUUCAUAAAUAAAAAUCCUUUCACAUGA
This is a messenger RNA of Manacus vitellinus (golden-collared manakin), 3623 nucleotides long. It is a transcript of the gene VDAC2, whose product is annotated as voltage dependent anion channel 2. The record is from RefSeq and is a predicted model, not a curated record. Gene Ontology annotation, molecular function: voltage-gated monoatomic anion channel activity. Gene Ontology annotation, cellular component: mitochondrial outer membrane. Lineage: Eukaryota; Metazoa; Chordata; Aves; Passeriformes; Pipridae. The transcript has 9 exons. Bases 23 to 874 code for a protein of 283 amino acids. Gene Ontology annotation, biological process: monoatomic anion transmembrane transport.